Messenger RNA from Ascoidea rubescens DSM 1968, 912 nucleotides. RefSeq names its product 1-acylglycerol-3-phosphate O-acyltransferase SLC1 (gene SLC1). The record is from RefSeq and is a predicted model, not a curated record. Gene Ontology annotation, cellular component: endoplasmic reticulum; membrane. The transcript has a single exon. Gene Ontology annotation, biological process: phosphatidic acid biosynthetic process. Bases 1 to 912 code for a protein of 303 amino acids. Gene Ontology annotation, molecular function: 1-acylglycerol-3-phosphate O-acyltransferase activity. Lineage: Eukaryota; Fungi; Ascomycota; Saccharomycetes; Ascoideales; Ascoideaceae.
AUGAGCUUUCAAACAAUAAAAUUCUAUUUGAAAGGCUUCUUAGCUACCAAUAUAUUCUUUUUAAGCGCUGCUUAUGGCGUUUUUGCUUCGUCUUUUUUGUUCUUAAUAGGAAAGUCUCACUUGAGUCAAUAUACCACUGCCAGAUUUUUUUAUUAUUUGUUCAGCAAAGUGUUGGGUAUUGACAUAGUCGUUAGAAAUGAGCAGAUGUUGACUCAAAAUCUACCUGGAAUAUUAGUUUGCAAUCAUCAAUCUACUUUGGAUAUUUUAGUAUUAGGUAAAGUUUUACCCAAAGGGUGUACCGUCACCGCCAAAAAGUCUUUGAAAUAUAUUCCAUUUUUAGGAUGGUUUAUGGUAUUAUCUGGAACAUUUUUUCUUGAUAGAAAAAACAAAGAUAAAUCUAUAAAUACUUUAAAUAAUGCAGUAAAGAAUUUGGAAUCUAAAAAAAGAUCAUUGUGGUUAUUUCCUGAAGGCACAAGAUCAUAUUCUAAUACCCCUACUUUACUACCUUUUAAGAAAGGAGCCUUUCAUUUAGCUGUUGAUUCUCAAUUGCCCAUAUUUCCAGUUUCAGUCUCCAAUACUUCAAACAUUUUAAAUUUCAAGAAAAAGAUCUUCAAAAAGGGUACAGUUUAUAUUGAUAUCUUAGAUCCAAUUCCGACAAAGGGCUUGACUAAAAGUGAUGUUACUAAUCUAUGUGAAGAAUCAAGAAAUAAAAUGUUUGAAGAUAUUAAACAUUUAGGCUACUCAAAAACAAAGGGUUCCAAUGAAACUAAUAAUAGCGAUUUAAAUAAUCAAAUACCUCCAAAUGAGUCAAUAUCUGCUGAUAAUUCACCUAGUUCUUCCAGCUCUUCGACUUCUUUAAAAGUCAAUGCUACAGAAGUGACCCCGUUAAUACGAAACCAGAGAAUUUGGUAG